CAGCUGCGACGCUGCGACUUGAGUUCCAGAGAAGACUUUUGAGGAUGAAAUAUUGCGCUUGGUUUGCGCUAUUUAUGAUGUUUAAAUUGUGAUACAACAACGCAAAACCAUGUAUGUUCAGGACCUGAAAAGUGGUUUCUAUGAUCUCCUUGUCGGCAAGAGGGCCAUCAUUUUCGUGAACUACGAUGUCGACGCUAUUUGUGCUUUUAAAAUUUUACAACACCUUUUAAAAUAUGACGAUAUCUUAUUCACAAUGGUCCCUGUACAAGGAGUUAGUGACCUGAAACGAGAAUUUGAGGAAACUCCUAACGAGAACGUCGUAAUCCUAAUCAAUUGCGGAGGUUCUAUUGACAUUGUUGAAGAGUUGCAACCUGACCCUGAUGUUGUCUUCUUUGUCGUUGAUAGUCACAGACCGACAGACGUCUGCAACAUUUACAGCCAGAGCCAGAUCAGAUUAUUGAGAAAGAUUGAAGACGAUGAAAAUGUACCUGAAUUCGAAACAAUUUUCAGAGACGAUGAUGAGGAUGAAAAUGUGGAUUCCGCACACUCUAGUGGAUCCGAAGGGGAUGAACCAGAAGGAAGACAUGAGAAGAGAGCUCGAAAAACUGAGGAGUCCAUCAUGAAGCAACGAGAUAAAAGACUAUGGGAAGAGACAAGAAACAGAACCCUCUUUGAAUAUUCCCAAUUCAGCUAUUAUGGCCGAUCGAGUUCGGCCAUUGUGUUUGAAGUGGCAUGGAAAGUUUCCAAAGACAAUCUGGAGCUCCUCUGGUGGGCAGUUGUUGGCCUGACGGAGCAGCUGAUUUUGGAUAAGAUUGAGAGCCACCAGUUUAUCCUGGAAGCUGGAAACCUGCAGACGCACAUGCUGAGACUUUCACACCAGCAGGAUAAGGGAGACUCUGGCUCAGUCAUGAGAAUCACAUUUGAGAAAGACCUGCAACUCUCCCUCUACAGGCACUGGUCAAUCGAGAGUUCUUUGUUCAACACUCGCUUCACUGCGUGCAAACUUAAAAUUUGGAGUUUGAAUGGAGAGCGAAGACUGCAGCAACUCCUUGCAGACAUGGGAAUACCAAUCGCGCAGAGCAAGCAAAAAUUCUGCGCUAUGGACCUGCAGCUGAGGCACGAGUUCUGCGAUAAGAUGGAGAUGCAGGCUGUAAAGUAUGGGCUUGACGGAAUUGGCUGUGAGUCUUUCACCCUUCAGUGCGGCUACAGGCAGCGCUACUCUGCGUCUGACGUUGUUUUCUCAUUGGUCGCUCUACUUGAAUCAACGGAAUCAGGCAGGUCGUCAAAAAUCAAUUUCAUGGACACACUGGACUCCCUGAGCAGAGUGAAGCGGCCCCUUCUCGAGGCAGGAAUCAGCCGAGCAAAAGACCUGCUUGAGAAUAUUUUCCAGUUUGUGCGCAACACUAUCACCAUGGGCCUGAUCCACUCUGCAGGACCAUUUCUCUAUCUCACUGUUCAAGAGGGCUUGGUCAACUGCAGCCAGCUGUUGAAGCCGCACUGCCUGGGCAUGCUGACGAGGUUUGUUCUCGAGGCGUAUGUUGCCUCGUCGAAAUCAAGACGCAGCGCUACACAGCCCCUCGUCAUCUCUGCGCCCUACAUGGAAGGAAUCAGACUGCUGCUUGGUAUUCCGCCAAUCAAAGAAGACUCGCCCAGGAAUUUCUUUGGCAAGGCGUUUGAAAAUGCAGCUGAAAGAUCACAGAUUGAAGCAUUUUCUGAGCUCUUUGACACUUCCUACAUUCUCAUCAAAGCAGAGGACCAAGACAGAUUCUUUGACGCCCUGAUUAAGGUCUUGCAAUAAAAUAAAUUUUCUCGAACGAACUUUCCCAAUAUAAGACCUGUUUGUGAUUAUAAAUUUGCUAAUUUCUUAAAACUUUUUAUCAAUUAAAAGAUAAUAUGCCAUUACAAUGAA
Cloeon dipterum is the source of this 1909-nucleotide messenger RNA. It is a transcript of the gene Cdc45, whose product is annotated as cell division cycle protein 45. Gene Ontology annotation, molecular function: DNA replication origin binding; single-stranded DNA binding; chromatin binding. Bases 110 to 1798 code for a protein of 562 amino acids. The transcript is spliced from 13 exons. The record is from RefSeq and is a predicted model, not a curated record. Gene Ontology annotation, biological process: mitotic DNA replication preinitiation complex assembly; DNA replication initiation; double-strand break repair via break-induced replication. NCBI's taxonomy places the organism in Eukaryota, Metazoa, Arthropoda, Insecta, Ephemeroptera, Baetidae. Gene Ontology annotation, cellular component: DNA replication preinitiation complex.